AUGGCGGCCCACCGGAUCAUCAGAGUGACCAACAGUAACCAUGUUCUCCCUCGCUGCAAAUCCGAGGGCACGCUCAUUGACCUCAACGAAGGGCUCUCUGAGACUAGCCUCACAGAUGUCAAAGGUCAGGGUUCAAUACUGACUAAUGAACCAGACAGUUAUUUAGCCAUUUAAAUAUAUAUUGAUUUGAAUGCAAAUUGAGGAUGAAUUGAGAAUGUUUAUGUGAACACUUCACAAGAUAUGAACAGUCUCUUGACAUUUCUGAUCUUCUUUUUAUUUUCUUCCAGUGCCUUCUUCCAGUGCCGUACGGCUGGACAAUUCAGCCUCCUUCGUAACUGCUCGUGAAGUAGUCGCCAUUAAGGAUUACUGCCCGUCCAACUUUACCACGUUAAAGUUUUCCAAAGGUGACCGGCUUUUUGUGAUGGACACGUCGGGUGGAGAGUGGUGGUAUGCCCACAACAACACAGAGAUGGGCUACAUCCCCUCGGCAUAUGUCCAGCCCAUCAACUGCAGGAAUUCUUCGCUCAGUGAUAGUGGCAUGAUAGACAAUCUAGGGGAGUGUACAGACGAAGGGGCUAAGGAGCUGGAUCUCCUAGGGGAGUGGACAGGGGUGUCUGUUAAGACCACUCCUUAUUCACCUUAUUUUAACAGUAACCCCUUCUCCCUCCAUACCUCCUCCACCAACCCCUUCAUCAACAGUGCUCAUCUACAUGGUUCUCUAGACCAGAACUGUAAUGAGAGGGGAAGGUCCACGGACCUGCUCGUCUUUGACUCCCUGGCAUCCCCAGUCUCCCCCUCGGUACCUAACUCUACCUCCGGCACCACCAUGAUCAAUGGCUUCAGUAGCUGCAACAUCUUUGACAUGAUGACACCAACCAGCCCAAACCAGGACUUACAGGUUUUACAGACACUCCGAAGGGAUAACCCAUUCUUCAGGAGCAAGCGAUCGUACAGUUUAUCGGAGUUGUCCGUCCUACAGACGCAAUCUAACUCCCCCUUGCCUUCUUCUGGGUUCUUCACCGGCCUCAAGGCUCCCUCGCCAGAGCAGUUUCAGAGCAGGGAGGACUUCAGGACUGCGUGGCUAAAUCAUCGGAAGCUGGCCAGAUCUUGCCAUGACCUGGACUCUCUGGGGCAGAGCCCUGGUUGGGGACAGACUCAGCCGGUGGAGACCAACAUUGUCUGUAAACUAGACAGUCGUGGAGGGGCAAUUCAGCUCCCAGACACCCAGAUCAGCAUCCAUGUCCCUGAGGGACACGUGGUUCCUGGAGACACCCAGCAGAUUUCCAUGAAGGCCCUACUGGACCCUCAACUGGAGCUGAACACCGACCACUGUUCCACGGUCAGCCCCGUGGUGGAGAUCAAACUGUCCAACAUGGAGACCAAGUCCUUCAUCACUCUGGAGAUGACCGUGUCCGUGACGGUGAAGAAAGACAGCGGUCAGGUAGCCGAGGUGCUCUGCGUCCGUAGUGACUGCAAGGAAGGACCCUAUAUAAUCAUCCCACAUGCUUACCUAUACAAGGACACAGUACAAGUCCAGUUGGAUAACUUGGAGCCGUGUAUGUAUGUGGUGGUAGUGGUGCAGGCACAACACAUCAACCUUAAUACAACUGUAUGGGACCAUGUGUUGAAGAAAGUCACCCUGGGUGUCUAUGGGCCCAAGCACAUCCAUCCAUCGUUCAAGACGGUCGUGGCCCUAUUUGGGCAUGACUGUGCCCCUAAGACCCUACUGGUGAGUGAGGUGGGGAAGCAGGCCCACUCCGCCCCUCCAGUGGCGCUCACGCUGUGGGGGAAGCAUCAGUUUGUCCUGGGACGGCCCCAGGACCUCAAGGUUGGCCUAUACUCCAACAUGUCUAACUAUAUGAUCAAUGCUAAUGAGCAAGCCAGGAUUAUUCGGGGCUUCCAGGUCAAACUGGGGAAGGUUAGCCGACUCAUAUACAUGAUCACAUCCAACAACCCUGAGGACAUCUCAGACUUCACCUUGCAGGUCCAGGUCAAGGACGGCCUGGACUGUAUCCUGGCUCAGUUCUGCGUCCAAACACCACAACCGCCUCCGAAGAGUGGAGCGCGGAACACCGGCCACAGGAGGUUCCUGAAGAAGAAAGAGGUGGUGGGUAAGAUUCUUCUGUCUCCUCUGGCCAUCACUGCCAAAUAUCCACAGUUUCAGGACCGCUGCAUCAGCAACCUGAAGUUUGGCAAGUUGCUCAAAACUGUGAUCAGGCAAAACAAGAGCACAUACCUGUUGGAAUACAAGAAGGGAGACGUGAUCGCCUUGCUGAGCGAGGAGAAAAUCAAACUACGAGGACAACUGUGGACCAAAGAGUGGUAUAUUGGAUAUUAUCAGGGAAAGACCGGUCUUGUUCACGCGAAAAACGUUCUGGUUUUGGGGAAAGUCAAGCCUGUUUAUUUCUGUGGUCCGGACCUCACGACUACCAUGCUAGUGGAGCAGAUUCUGAAGCCUUGCAAAUUUCUCACAUACAUCUACGCCUCUGUGAGGACGGUACUCAUGGAGAAUAUAGGGAACUGGAAGGCCUUUGCAGACGCACUUGGAUAUGGAAACUUACCUUUGUCUUAUUUCUGUCGGACUGAACUGGACAACGAGCCUGAGAAGGUUGCGUCGGUUCUGGAGAAGCUCAAGGAGGACUGCACUAACAUGGACAUCAAGGAGAGAAAGACCUUCCAGAAGGAACUCAUGACAGUACGUUUGUGUGUUUGUCUCUCUGUCUCUCUCUCUCUGAUGUGUGUGUGUGUGUGUUUGGAAACCCCUCAUCAUAAAUAUUGUACCUCUUAGGCUGAAGAAGCUAUUCAAAUGUAUGGGUCAAUACAGAAACCUUAUCAAAAGCUAAAGAAAUAGGUAAUUCCACUUUCUCCUGGAAAUGUGUAGCACUUCUGUGUUUAUUUCCUAUUUUCCAUCAGUAGCAGAUGUUGACAUGGUGUUCCCAUUCUGUCAGAGGCAAUGGGCUGUGAUGUAUUGUGAGAUGGGGGGCUGAUAUGUUUCUGUACUCAGGUUAUUCAGUCACGUGUGGUAAGCAGUUUUCCUUAUCGCCUCAGGGUGCCUUAGGAGUAGGCCUACUUUUUGGGAGAAUAAAUGUGUUGUGACUUACAAUGCACAGAAACACAGCCACAUCACCUCCUUCAGUGCAAAUCCAAGACUGAGACACAAACAGAUAUUCUCCUCAAAGCAGGCAGGGUUGCUGUUGUGACAGAAAGUGUUGGCUCAACAUGCCUCCCACUCUUUCUCGAGAGUCUCCAGUCACCCUUUUCCUUUUUAAGUUUUAGACAGAAGUGCUUGGUAAUGUAACUAUACCCCGCAUUGCAACAGUCACAAACAGGCAACAGUUGCUUGAAUUUGGAUCUGUGGAGAAAUUGGAUCUGUCUGGGAAAGGGAGGUUGAUGUCUUUUUCACAAUGCUUGCUUUUGUAAACAUCUUAUCAAUCGGAGCUAGCAUAUAUCUGUUCAUUUUGUAUGAAAUAUAACAGUUGUUUAUGCCUUUCAAUGUUAUUUUGAUCAAAGUUAGGCUAGAAUUCAAACAAGCAACAAUUUUUCUGCCAACAGGCAUGAUAAGCUGAUGUUAGGCUUUAGGUUUGUGCAAAUAUUGCCACUGCUAGCUACUGUACAUACAGUAGACAAAGGGAUGAGGAUGGAUUGGUCCCAGAUAACAAUGAACAAUGCCCAAAGCCCUCCUACUACCCCUUCUCUCACACACACACACACACACACACACACACACAUUAUUUAUGGUGGACACACAGAUCUGUUUACCGUGCCCACUAGCCUGGGAGUAACCUAAUGUAGCAGGUGUAAAAGAAAACACCUGAGUGGAGUUCCCACAUCUGGUUUUCAGCGGAAAAGGAAGCUAGGUUGAAUUUGCUGUAUCCCUGAAACCUGGAGGCAUCCGGUUGUUGGCAACUCCGCUAAGGGUGUCCUGGAAGCGGUGUCUGAAAUAGAUCCAUGUCUAUGAUAGCCUUCUAGCCACAGUAGAAACAGAGUGUUGUUGCCUAUCCUGAUCAGGCCAAGACACAUCAGAUAUAACAUCAGUGACACAACUGUUGGUCCAUAUUGAUCCCUGAAAUACUGUACAUUAGAGCAGGAUCUUGAGGACCAUUGAUAUUGCUGUGCUGUAGUCUACAGAUGCUGUAUCUUAAUUUGAUCAUCCUGUUGUUGCAGGAAUUUUCCUGCACAGCAAGAAGAAAAACUUAUAAUGUAUUCAAGGUUUAAAAAGGUUUCUAAAGUUUGUAAUUUCCACUUGAAAAUGUAAGACUUGAUUUGUCCUAAUGAAAAAUGUAUCAACCCCUAUACAUUUUUUUCAUUGAUUAUAUUCCACAUAACAAUUCACAUUUCCUGUUGCUACAAGAUGAUUUACCUGCGGUGUGAAACUGGCUCAAAUUAAGAUACAGGAUCUGUAUAUAGGUUUGUGUGGGGGAGAUGGUUGUGUAAAGGUUUGACAAUAUUGCAGCACAUUAUGUCAUUAUAGUGAGAGUCUAUAGUGAGAGUCUAGUGAGAGUUCUGUGGUAUUUCUGUGGUUCUGUGGUAUUUCUGUGGUUCUGUGGCCUUUCCUCAAAUUGAGUAAUUUGCCCUUUUGGUGACCUUAAUCUCACAGAGUAGUAAUUACUUCUCUGGACUAAAACUAUUAAUCAAAAAGUUUGUGCUAAACCUCAACUAAGAAGCUUUAAAGCUCAGUUAGUAGGCAUUGAUAGACAGAACAGAACCAUGGUUAGGUCAUAUGCACAACAACAAAAAAUACACUACUGCUCAUCGAACAUCUCAUUCCAAAAUCAUGGGCAUUAAUAUAGAGUUGGUCCCCCCUUUGCUGCUAUAACAGCCUCCACUCUUCUGGGAAGGCUUUCCACUAGAUGUUGGAACAUUGCUGUGGGGACUUGCUUCCAUUCAGCCACAAGAACAUUAUUGAAGUCUGAUAUUGGACAAUUAGGCCUGGCUCGCAGUCAGCGUUCCAAUUCAUCCCAAAGGUGUUCGAUGGGGUUGAGGUCAGGGCUUUGUGCAGGCCAGUCAAGUUCUUCCACACCGAUCUCAACAAAACAAUUUCUGUGGACCUCGCUUUGUGCACAGGGGCAUUGUCAUGCUGAAACAGGAAAGGGCCUUCCCCACGCUGUUGCCAAAGUUGGAAGCACAGAAUCGUCUAGAAUGCAAUUGUAUGCUGUAGCGUUAAGAUUUCCCUUCAAUUGAACUAAUGGGCCUAGCCCGAACCAUGAAAAACAGUCCCAGACCAUUAUUCCUUCCUCCACCAAAAACUUUACAGUUGGCACUAUGCAUUUGGGCAGGGAGUGUUCUCCUGGCAUCAGAUUUGCCCGUCGAACUGCCAGAUGGUGAAGCAUUAUUAAUCACUCCAGAGAACGUGUUUCCACUGCUCCAGAGUCCAAUGGCGGUGAGCUUUACACCACUCCAGCCAACACUUGGCAUUGCGCAUGGUGAUCUUAGGGUUGUGUGCGGCUGCUCGGCCAUGGAAACCCAUUUCAUGAAGUUCCCGACGAACAGCUCUUGUGCUGACGUUGCUUUCAGAGGCAGUUUGGAACUCGGUAGUGAGUGUUUUAAACCGAGGACAGAUUAUUUUUACACGCUACGCGCUUCAGCACUCGGCGGUCCCGUUCUGUGAGCUUGUGUGGCCUACCACUUCGCGGCUGAGCCGUUGUUGCUCCUAGACGUUUCCAAUUCACAAUAACAGCACUUACAGUUGACCGGGACAGCUCUAGCAGGGCAGAAGUUUGACAAACUGACUUGUUGGAAAGUCACGUUGAAAGUCACUGAGCUCUUCAGUACGGGCCAUUCUAACUGACAAUGUUUGUCUAUGGAGAUUGCAUGGAUGUGUGCUCGAUUUUAUACACCUGUCAGCAACUGGUGUGGCUGAAAAAGCAGAAUCCACUAAUUUGAACGGGUGUCCACGUAGUUUUAUAUAGCCUAUAUAGUGUAGCUGAUUAUUAUAUAAAAGUUGCUUAAUCAAAGAUAACUGAGAUUAGCACUUCAAGCUAAGUGGCCUAUGAUUCAGAUUCCUCACAAAGCAUUCAUUCACAAGUGUGACCACCAUAACCAUAGCUCUGUCUAGCCUAAACAACGCUAUUCUCUAUGGGCUUUACAAGCCUGCCUUCCCUUUUUUCUGAGUCGCUAGCAUGGUCUGACAGGUGUUGUCAGUUGAAAUGUGAGGAGAGAGGAAAGGAGACAUUGGUCAGGCCAGAUAGCAGGCCAGGGGGGUUGGGCGACCAACGCUAACUGACACCGCUAAGAAUUCUCAAUGUGAUGGAUGGCGUUGCUCAGGCAGCAGACAAUUGAAAUGCCAUCCCACUGCUCAUCACUGAAAUAGAUCCCAACGGCCAACCAGAAAGACAGAGAGAGACACCUGCAGAUUCCACAGAGUAGUAAGACAUUAGGCUAUACAAGUGGACUGCUUUUCUCUCAUCAAUGAAUGUCAUAUGAGGAUCUCUAUGGGUAGCAGAAAGACACCCCCAGAUUCUUUAUUUCUUUCUUUAACCUUUAUUUACACAGGGUGUCAUAUUGAGACCCAGGUCUCUUUUUCAAAUGAGCCCUGUAAUACAACAAUACACAUUUAAAAGACCCAGUACAGUCAAAAACAUGCUUUUCCUGUGUUUUAUAUAUAUUUCGCCACUAUGAGGUUGAAAUAAUACUGUGAAAUUGUGUCAAUUACAAUAAUGCCCUUUUAGUGUAAGAGUUUGAAAAGACCGCCUGAAAUUUCAGCCUGUUUUGGUGGGAUGGAGUUCCAAACCACCCUGCCAAUAACAGCUAGUUUUCUGUUUUCCCCUCCUUUACUCAGACCACUCCCAGACAAUCAUAGCAAAAUUCUUGCUUAAUAAAUUGCUCUUUGCUAAGAAGCUAUUUGUAUGUAUUUUUGACCAUUUUAAUUGAAAAUAAUCUUUAAAAACGAAAUGUAAUCAAUCUUUAAAUAUGAAAUGUAAUAAAUAAAUACAAAAUUAAAUAAUAAAUACAUUUAAUACAUUUUGUGUGUGGUAAGACACUACAAGUUGACAAAGGCCUAAACCGUUUUUCUCUCAGCUUUGAAUAUCAUACAAGGAUCUCGUGUAUUAUGAGAGAGAAGGGUUAACAUUUGGAUAGUGGUGUGCAAAAUCUCAAGGUUAUAUUAUGUUGAGAAUGACUUUGCAUAGACACUUUUGACAAAUAGAUAUGGCAAUGAUUUUAGUCACCACUGCCAUCAUCCUAUGAAACAUAAUGACUGAAAGUCACCGUUGGUCCUACUUUCCCUAUUUCCACCUACAGAGAAGUUUAUAGACUGCUGAUGCAGAAACGUUUUCCUCACCUAUAAACUCCCUGGUUGACUUUAAUGAGGAGGUUGAGUCCUUGUUACUGUGUUCUCCCAUCUCCUGUCUCUCCUCUCCCCUGCUGUUAGUCUCAGGGACACUGUGUGUGUGUGUGUGUGUGUGUGUGUGUGUGUGUGUGUGUGUGUGUGUGUGUGUGUGUGUGUGUGUGUGUGUGUGAAUGUGUGUGUGUAUAUGUGUGUGUGUGUGUGUGCAUUUGGCACUUGACUGUGUGUGUGUGUGUGUGUGUGUGUGUGUGUGUGCACGCUCCUUUCCCUGCCUUUUAAAUGCAGGGAGAAGAGCCAGAUAGGCUCAUUUGGAAUGGAGCUUAGAGAGAUAACUGCCUUUGAGAGCUCUGAGGCACAGGGUAAAUUUAAGCUGUCAGUCAUGUCUGUCAGGGCUUUCCCCCAGUGGAGGUGAUGAUCAUGUCAAAGAGAUGGAGUAAGCCUCCACACACACAUGCACACACACACACACACACAAACACACACAGACAUUUCGAAGGAUGUCACUAUAGCUUCCUCAUUCUCAUCAGCCUGCCUACCACUGGCAUUCAGGUGCCGUUCUCUGGGAAACUGUCUGAGUGUGCGUGUGCGCAGGCACACACACACACAGGAUACGCUUCUGAAAAUCUCAACGAGUUACGUAGUUUUAUCAUAGGUUUAGAUUAAGAGUUCAAACUAGAAGUAAAGGUGAAUGGCAUAAGGUCUUUUGGAAUUGGAAGGUUUUAUAUGGCUCCAUUGGACUCUGGAAUGUUUGAAAAGGAAAUGAGAUCCCUCACUGAACUGUGCAGGAGGUCAUUCAAAAGAGCUGGAUUUAUUUUUAUACAGUACCUCUCUGAAGAGAAAGAUAAUGGAAUAUGACAUUACUAGCUAUUGGUUUCAUAAAAUAGUUCUGCAUGACCCAUAGUACAUUAUCACAAAGUUUUUAGUUUACUCAUGUUAUGGGAUAUAACUUAGGCAGCAUUCAAGUGUUGUUUAUCUGCUGCCAUGGAAUAAAUGACCCAACUCCUCAGCACUGUAGGGGAUCAUGACAUGUCAUUUGGAUUGAGGUUUCCAUGACAGGAAGUGAUUGAAGGAUUAAGAAGAUAGAUGUUGAGUUAAGAGGUUUUAAGAGACAGUGAUUCAACUAAUCUUCCUGCAGGUUGAAGGCUAUAUGACAUAACUGUGACAUGGUAACUAGAGUUGCAUCCCAAAUGGCACCACAUAGGGGUCUGGUCAAAAGUAGUGCACUAUAUAGGGCCCUCAAACUCAACUCUGGACCUCGAAGCCAGUUCCACACCAUUUCUUUCAUUGUUCCCCUCUAAUUAGGAACUGACUUAGACCUGGGACACCAGGUGUGUACAAUUCAUUAUCAGGUAGAACAGAACACCAGCAGGCUCCGAACUUCGUAGAGUAAGAGUUGAAUACCCCUGAUAUGGGGACACCUUGCUGUCCCCAGUCCGCCUGGCCUUGCUGCUAUUCCAGUUUCAACUGUUCUGCCUGCGGUUACGAAACCCCUACCUGUCCCAGACCUGCUGUUUUCAACUCUUAAUGAUCGGCUAUGAAAAGCCAACUGAGAGACCUGAGCCCUAGGACCAUACGUCGGGACUACCGGCCGUGGUGACUCCUUGCUGUCCCCAGUCCGCCUGGCCUUGCUGCUAUUCCAGUUUCAACUGUUCUGCCUGCGGUUAUGGAACCCCUACCUGUCCCAGACCUGCUGUUUUCAACUCUUAAUGAUCGGCUAUGAAAAGCCAACUGAGAUUUAUUCCUGAUUAUUAUUUGACCAUGCUUGUCACUUAUGAACAUUUUUGAACAUCUUGGCAUGGUUCUGUUAUAAUCUCCACCCGGCACAGCCAGAAGAGGACUGGCCACCCCUCAUAGCCUGGUUCCUCUCUAGGUUUCUUCCUAGGUUUUGGCCUUUCUAGGGAGUUUUUCCUAGCCACCGUGCUUCUACACCUGCAUUACUAGCUGUUUGGGGUUUUAGGCUGGGUUUCUGUACAGCACUUCGAGAUAUUAGCUGAUGUAAGAAGGGCUAUAUAAAAUAAAAUUGAUUGAUUGAAAUUGAUAUAGGGUAUAGGGUGCCAUUUCGGACGCACCCUAGUAACAACGCUACCAUCUUGACUCCUUGGCCCUGCCAGACAAGUGCCAGAUGUUGUGAAUGACACAGCAUUAGGACUGAGUCACUCCAUUGUGCCACUCACAGUUGACUCAGUUGCCAUUGUUGGCAGAUGGCGGUAAAAGCCGGCCCAGUAGCCAGACAGGUGGUGGUGAUGGUGGACGUUAUGGUGCAGUCCUAUUUUAGUAACUUUGACAGAAAUGUGAGUCCUGAUUCAGCAGUCAGAGCAGAACAGAGGCCAGCUCAUUAAAACAGUGCUGUUCAGAGUCAGGCCAGGUUGCCGAGGUGUCUGGAGUAGCACUGGAAUGCUUUGAAGACAGUGUAUGUGUCCCAGUAGCACCCUAUUCCCUAUGUAGUGCGCUACUUUUGACCACGGCCCAUAGGGGACUAUAUAGGGCAGUGUUUACCAACUCCAGUCCUCGAGUACCCCAACAUAACUCAUUUUUAUUGUAACCCUGGACAAGCACACCUGAUUCAACUUGUCAACUAAUCAUCAAGCCCUAAAUGAGUUAAAUGAGGUGUGUUUGUCCGGGGCUACAACAUAAAUAUAUGCUGUUGGGGGCACUGGAGGACUGGAGUUGAGAAACACUGAUAUAGGGAAUAGGGUGCCAUUUGGGAUGCAGCAGGCACUCAGCUCCCAGUUUGACAGACCAACAUAUGGAUUUAAGUGGACAUAUGAGCUCCAUAUGCCUCAUUCUCUUUCUGCAAAGCAAACAAAUGCUGUCUCUUCUAUUUAGAUACAGUACUGUGCAAAAUAUAGAUAGUGUGUCUGCCUCAGCAUAUCCUGUCAAGUUGCAGGCAAACUCUCCAAAGAGACUUUAAAGUGGAAAAAACGUUUAUGUAAUAAGAUAUAGUGGUGAAACAUAUGCGGUCUCUUAUGUAGGGACAUUGGCAGGCUUAACUGGUUGGCUCAGACUGGAAAACAUGAAUUCCUGUACAUAAAACCUAUUGUUUUUAUUGGGUGGUACUUUCCAUAUUCCUUUGAUGUUGCAUAGCCCUCCUGGUUUUAGGCUACACCGUGAAAACAUGAAUUCCUGUACAUAAAACAUAUUGUUUUUAUUGGGUGGUACUUUCCAUUUUCCUUUGAUAUUGUAUAGCCCUCCUGGGUUGUAGCCUACACAGUGCAGACAUGCUGUAUGUCAGCCCACCUCCUUGUGGGAUCCUGAUAGACUUGAUUUACAGUCAUUCUCUUUCUUUCAUCCUCUGUUCGUCUGUGGCGUUUCUAUUGGAGAGAGGAGGGGAUUACUAGUGUAUUUUCUCUGGCCUCCUGGGUUUAUUCUCAUUCAACACAUGUGUUUGUGUGGUAAGACCUAGAGAGGCUCUUCUAAAUCAUGCUAUAAUUCACCCUCAGACUUCACAGCAGGCUUUAUAGAGAAUGGGGAGGGAUGGUAUAGCCGUAGUGAGAGACGCAAAUGUAUUGUAUCAAGACAAUACCCUGGCCCCCUAAUGCUGUUCCUCCCCACUCCUUUCACUAUGUCUAGAUAGUCAUGUCUUCACCCCCUUUAAUGUUGAACACCAUGUGACACAAUGGUGUGUCAUUGCUGAUCCUUGGGUCGUGUUGUUGAACUGUUGUGUUGUAGCUAAAUGUUGUCUUCUGUUGUCGACGACCUACAGUGGCUUGCGAAAGUAUUCAACCCCCUUGGCAUUUUUGGGGGGUUUGUAUCAUUUGAUUUACACAACAUGCCACCACUUUGAAGAUGCAAAAUAUAUUUUUGUGUGAAACAAACAAGAAAUAAGACAAAAAAACAGAAAUCUUGAGCGUGCAUAACUAUUACCCCCCCCAAUACUUUGUAGAGACACCUUUUGCAGCAAUUACAGCUGCAAGUCUCUUGGGGUAUGUCUCUAUAAGCUUAGCACAUCUAGUCACUGGGAUUUUUGCCCAUUCUUCAAGGCAAAACUGCUCCAGCUCCUUCAAGUUGGAUGGGUUCCGCUGGUGUACAGCAAUCUUUAAGUCAUACAACAGAUUCUCAAUUGGAUUGAGGUUUGGGCUUUGACUAGGCCAUUCCAAGACAUUUAAAUGUUUCCCCUUAAACCACUCGAGUGUUGCUUUAGCAGUAUGCUUAGGGUCAUUGUCCUGCUGGAAGGUGAACCUCCAUCCCAGUCUCAAAUCUCUGGAAGACUGAAACAGGUUUCCCUCAAGAAUUUCCCUGUAUUUAGCGCCAUCCAUCAUUCCUUCGAUUCUGACCAGUUUCCUAGUCCCUGCCGAUGAAAAACAUCCCCACAGCAUGAUGCUGCCACCACCAUGGUUCACUGUGGGGAUGGUGUUCUCGGGGUGAUGAGUGGUGUUAGGUUUGCGCCAAACAUAGCGUUUUCCUUGAUGGCUAAAAAGCUCAAUUUUAGUCUCAUCUGACCAUAUGUUUGGGGAGUUUCCCACAUGCCUUUUGGCGAACACCAAAUGUGUUUGCUAAUUUUUUCUUUAAGCAAUGGCUUUUUUCUGGCCACUCUUCCGUAAAGCCCAGCUCUGUGGAGUGUACGGCUUAAAGUGGUCCUAUGGACAGAUACUCCAAUCUCCGCUGUGGAGCUUUGCAGCUCCUUCAGGGUUAUCUUUGGUCUCUUUGUUGCCUCUCUGAUUAAUGCCCUCCUUGCCUGGUCCGUGAGUUUUGGUGGGCGGCCCUCCCUUGGCAGGUUUGUUGUGGUGCCAUAUUCUUUCAAAAAAUGUUGAAUGGAUUUAAUAGUGCUCUGUGGGAUGUUUAAAGUUUUGGAUAUUUUUUUAUAACCCAACCCUGAUCUGUACUUCUCCACAACUUUGUCCCUGACCUGUUUGGAGAGCCGUUUGCUGGUGGUGUUCCUUGCUUAGUGGUGUUGCAGACUCUGGGGCCUUUCAGAACAGGUGUAUAUAUACUUAGAUCAUGUGACAGAUCAUGUGACACUUAGAUUGCACACAGGUGGACUUUAUUUAACUAAUUAUGUGACUUCUGAAGGUAAUUGGUUGCACCAGAUCUUAUUUAGGGUCUUCUUAGCAAAGGGGGUGAUUACAAAUGCACGCACCACUUUUCCGUGAUUUAUUUUGUUGAAUGUUUUGAAACAAGUUCUUUUUUUCAUUUCACUUCACCAAUUUUGACUAUUUUGUGUAUGUCCAUUACAUGAAAUCCAAAUAAAAAUCCAUUUAAAUUACAGGUUGUAAUGCAACAAAAAUAGGAAAAACACCAAGGGGGAUGAAUACUUUUGCUAGGCACUGUAUGCUUCAGGAGGAAUAAAAAGCCUGAAUUAGUAAGUGAAGUUGUAUUUGUGUGGCCUUUCUUCUAGGCCCUGUUGAAGAUGGACUGCCAGGGUCUGGUGGCCAGGCUGAUCAUGGACUUUGUCCUGCUGACCGCGGCCGUGGAGGUGGCCCCGCGCUGGAGGGAGCUGGCAGAGAAGCUGGCCCGGGUAAACAAGCAGCAGAUGGAGCAAUACGAGGCUCCGCACAGGGACAAGAAUGGCCUGGUGGACAAUGAGGUGAGAUUAUCAGCCCAUUACUAGUAGAUACUUUAACAUUUACUGGGUUUGACUGGUAUUGGCUGCCUCAGACCUGUAAUAAGAGGGACGUGAGAAAAUGCUAACCCUUCUAUCUGUUUCUUGUGUGCGGGGUUCUUUUAUAUCAGCCAGUCAGAUUUGACCAUAGAAGCAUUUGGAAUGAUUCUCUGUCCCCUCUUGAUCUUAAAGGGUUUUAUAAGUACUUUGGAUUGAUUGAUCAGUUCUAUGACAGUCCAUUGAUUGAUCCUAUGUUGACAGUCCAUGUGGAAGCCAGCCUAUGACUUCCUGUUGACGUGGGCGGCCCAGAUCGGGGACAGCUACCGGGACGUGAUCCAGGAGCUGCACCUGGGCCUGGACCGAAUGAAGAAUCCCAUAACCAAGCGCUGGAAGCACCUCACCGGAACGCUCAUUCUGGUCAACAGCCUAGAUACGUUACGCAGCUCUGCCUUCAGCCCU
This is a messenger RNA of Coregonus sp. 'balchen', 13283 nucleotides long. The record is from the annotation of a GenBank genome assembly. NCBI's taxonomy places the organism in Eukaryota, Metazoa, Chordata, Actinopteri, Salmoniformes, Salmonidae.